Colletotrichum godetiae is the source of this 1818-nucleotide messenger RNA. RefSeq names its product 3-hydroxyacyl-CoA dehydrogenase. Bases 1 to 1818 code for a protein of 605 amino acids. Gene Ontology annotation, biological process: fatty acid metabolic process. The transcript is spliced from 3 exons. Gene Ontology annotation, molecular function: oxidoreductase activity, acting on the CH-OH group of donors, NAD or NADP as acceptor; NAD+ binding. Lineage: Eukaryota; Fungi; Ascomycota; Sordariomycetes; Glomerellales; Glomerellaceae. The record is from RefSeq and is a predicted model, not a curated record.
AUGACUUCACUACCCUCGAACUAUGGCGACCGCCCGAUCGCUGUACUCGGCGGUGGCGUACUUGGACGUCGCAUUGUAUUCGUGAUUUUCGAUGAUCAGCUAACAAGCAGAAUAGCCUGUACAUGGGCAUCCGGCGGCUACAAUGUCCAAGUCCGCGAACCUGACUCCAAGCAACACCAGCCCUGCCUAGACUACGUCAAGCAAAAUGUAGACACAUACCCAGCAUCAGGUCGUAAGCGCCCAGGAACCGUCAAAGUCUUUACCGAUCUCGAGACCGCCGUCGCAAACGCCUGGCUUGUUAUCGAAGCCGUCCCCGAACGGAUCCAGAUCAAGACAGACACCUUUGCGGACCUAGAAGCCCACGCGCCCGCGGACGCCAUCCUCGCCAGUAAUUCAUCGUCGUACAGAUCCUCAGAAAUGAUCGGUAAAGUGAGGGAUGAGACCAAGACGCGCAUCAUGAACACGCAUUACUACAUGCCUCCACACAACAUGGUUGUCGAGCUGAUGACGGACGGCUUCACGAACCCUGAGAUCUUUCCGUUCAUGACGGAGAGACAGAAGGAGGUUGGAACGAGGCCGUUUACUGCGCGCAAGGAAUCGACUGGAUUUGUUUUCAACCGAUUGUGGGCUGCGAUCAAGAGAGAGACGCUAUCGAUUCUCGCUGAGGGCGUGUCGAGUCCUGAGGAGAUUGAUACUCUUUUCUACGAGCUCAGCAAGCACGGCAAGGGGCCUUGCACGAUGAUGGACGAGGUCGGUCUCGAUACCGUCGCGUUCAUUGAAGACCACUACGUCAAGGAGCGCGGCCUGUCUCCCGAAAACACUGUCGACUUCCUGCAACGCGAGUACAUUUCCAAGGGCCGUCUCGGCAAUAAGUCAACGAAAGGCGGACUGUACCCCCACCUCCCCAAGAUCGUCGCUCUAGAUCUCGGCUUAGCGAACGAGAACGAUGCCUCAACCUCCGGACAGGUUCUCCAGCUCUCAUCGGAAGGCAAGCUAGAGCGCGUCCUCGUCGACCGGCAACACGUUCCCGACGGCAUCGACAUUGACGCCAACGACACCCAACGCAUGAUUUGGACAUGCAUGGGUACACCGGGCAAGCAAGACGGCGCCGUCCUCUCUUCAAACCUCGACGGCACCGACGUCAAGUCCCUCUUCGAGCCUGGCACUAUCAACACCCCCAAACAACUUGUCAUCGAACCCGUCUCCAAGAAAAUUUACUUUUGCGACCGUGAAGGCAUGAAAGUCUACCGUGCCAAUCUCGACGGAAGCGACCUCGAGACCCUAAUCAUCGGUGGCACCGACGCCUUGGAUCUGAAGACGUGGUGCGUCGGCAUUUCCGUCGCGCCAAAGCUGGGCAAGUUCUACUGGACGCAAAAGGGCGCACCCAAGUCCGGGCAGGGCCGCAUCUUUUGCGCGAACAUCGAAAUGCCGGCGGGCAAGACGGCUGAGACGAGAGAGGAUAUUGAGUGUUUCCUCGGUGACUUGCCGGAGCCGAUUGAUUUGGAGGUUGACGAGGAGACGCAUACCAUCUUCUGGACUGAUCGGGGAGAGAUCCCCAAGGGCAACACGCUCAAUCGGGCUAACAUUGACCCUAUGACGGGUUUGCUGUUGUUAUCUGAGGGAUCCAAGAAGUAUGAGAUUUUGGUGAGACACCUCAAUGAGGCGAUUGGUGUUAAGUUAGACCAAGAGAAUGGUCACGUCUACUUCAGCGAUCUUGGCGGCAGCAUUUACCGCUGCAAGAUGGAUGGGUCGGAGAAGAAGAAGAUCUUCUCUGAUGAUAACCGCACUAUUUCUGGCAUUGCGGUUCUCCGGACUUAG